Molecule: messenger RNA, 1107 nt
Organism: Periconia digitata
Lineage: Eukaryota; Fungi; Ascomycota; Dothideomycetes; Pleosporales; Periconiaceae
Source: the annotation of a GenBank genome assembly
AUACGCCUCUUGAUUGUGGAUCGUGGCCUCGACUCCACACAGUAUAUCGUAGGCUCCUCGGCCCAAUUGUGUGCUAGUGGAAAAGCUUAAGUAGACUCCGCACUCGCUUCUCAGCCUACCACCAACCGCCAGUGCUGAAACUCGCAACCCUUCCCUUUACGACUUUUGCCGCGCAUGAAAAGGAAAACGGACACCAUGCCUGGCGAGCCUGCAAAACGCCCAAAGCGGGAGGCGGCCAGGAAAGCGCAAGGCGACGAUGAGGCGGCGCUCCCAAAAAAGAGAUUCUACCGUCAGCGUGCGCAUGCUAAUCCGUUUUCUGACCAUUCUUUGACCUACCCCAAAAGCCCAGCAGACAUGGACUGGGCAAGUCUAUAUCCUGCAUAUUCAUUAAAAAAAAGUGAGGAGGUAGUCAAUGAUGCGGGUGGGAUGGAGGUCUGUGGGUCACAUGACGAGACCCCGAGCGACAAAAUUCGAAAGUCGACAAGAGCUACCACAAAAAAUGUUGAGAUUGCGGAUAUCGGUUGCGGGUUUGGCGGUCUCCUAUUUGCUCUCGCACCUCAAUUCCCAGAUACCCUGAUUCUUGGCAUGGAAAUCCGUAUGUCGGUCACCGAGUACGUACAUGAUAAGAUUCGCGCAUUGCGUGUCCAGAACGCGGCAUCGGACACAGGUACUUAUCAGAACAUUGCCGUCCUUCGCGCAAAUACCAUGAAGUUUCUUCCCAACUUCUUCACCAAACACCAGCUACACUCAAUUUUCCUUUGCUUUCCAGAUCCGCAUUUUAAGCAACGGAAGCACAAGGCACGCAUAGUAUCCUAUACACUCAACUCGGAAUAUGCAUAUGUGUUAAGGCCGGGCGGCAUCGUGUAUACAAUCACAGACGUGAAAGAUCUUCAUGAGUGGAUGGUUGGACACUUUGAGAAACAUCCUAGUUUUGAGCGGGUUGGCGAAGAGGAGUAUGAUGGUGAAGGCGAUGGAGAAAUUCGGCAGAGGGUUAGGAUUAUGAGGACAGAGACGGAGGAGGGCAAAAAGGUCGAGAGGAAUAAUGGCGACAAAUUCGUGGCUCUUUUUAGGAGGACUGAGGAUCCGCCGUGGCCGACAGAGGGAUAG